AUGGAAAAUUACAAUUUUUUCUUAACUGGAAGACGUGUUCUGAAAGAACUCCUGGAUAAUCAGGAACUAGUCAACGGGACUGUUCAGACUGAGGAUGGGGGAAGCUUCAAUGUCCACAUAGACUUCCUUGCUGCAACAAGCCAAUACAUCAGAAGAAGUCUGACGCAACAAGAAAAAAACGAACCACCCUACUCGGUGCUUGUGCCUGGAGUGUCCAAGGACACCAUGGCCAACAUUAUCAAUUUCAUGUACACAGGAAAACUGCAUGUGACUAUAGGUAAAGUGAGUGAAUUAGUGCGGACUCUUGAAAUGCUGAGGCUUCCUGAUGCGGUUGGAUUGUGCGAGAAAUUCCUCCAGUUCAACAUCACCGAAGACAGAUGCAUUAUGGUUUACACCUUUGCGAAGUUCCACCGUUUGGCUGACUUGAAGGAAAAAGCUAAGCAUUACAUUCUGACUCAUUUUCAGACGAUCUUUCCAACAUCAAAGGACUAUCUGGACUUGCCUGCCGAUGACGUGCUGGCAAUGCUGAGUUCUGAUUCGCUGAACGUGAAAAGUGAAGAAUAUGUUUUUUGGGCUGUUAUGAGAUGGGUGGAGCACGCCGUGCAAGAGAGAUUAUCGCACCUGCCCAGUUUGAUAAGAUGCAUUCGCCUUGGGCUGUGCAAUUUCGGAUUUUACGAGCGAAACAUACAGUCCCAUCCUUUUUUAGUCAUGAACGAUGACUGUCUACAGAUCCUCAUACAGACAUCACAGUUGUUUCUGGACAUGAAAAACGGAGACCCCCGGCAGCCCAUGGUGGACCUGCACCACCCCUUUCUGCGCCCCCGCAUCCCCUACGAGAUCAUCUUCGUGAUGGGGGGCUGGAGCGCCGGCAGCGCCACCAACGUCGUGGAGACGUACGACGUGAAAUGCGGACGCUGGUUCAUCUCGUUGACAGCCGACACGUCACCAAGGGCUUACCACGGCAUGGUGUGGCACCAGGGCUCCCUCUACGUGAUUGGCGGGUUCGACGGCAACCAAUGCUUCAACAGCGUCAUGGCGUUCAACCCCGCUACCCGCCUAUGGAGAGAAGUGGGCUGCAUGGCUGAGCAGCGCUGCUACGUCAGCGUAGCCUGCCUGGGCGACUAUGUAUACGCCAUGGGGGGCUACGACGGGCACCGGCGCAACAGCUCCGUGGAGCGAUACCUCCCCGAGACGAACCAGUGGAGCUUCGUGGCUCCCAUGAACCACGUGAGGAGCGAUGCCAGUGCUGACACGCUGGACGGUAAAAUCUACAUUGCUGGUGGAUUCAAUGGCUCGCAAGUUUUGGACAGUGUGGAGUUCUACGAUCCAGAAAGUAACCAAUGGACGUUGCUCCCUGUCAUGAGCUCUCCUCGAAGUGGCGUCAAAGUGGCGUCGUACAACGAUUUUCUUUUCGUUAUUGGAGGAUUCAACGGGAAUAACAGGCUAUCCACAGUUGAGAAAUACGACCCGAAGAGACGAAUCUGGAUGACUGUGCCAUCGAUGCGUGGGCCCAGAAGUAACUUCGCCGCAGCAGUGGUAGACGGAUGUUUGUACGCCAUUGGAGGCUUUAACGAAUGCUUCGACCAUCAGAAAAACAUCUGGACACCUGUCACUGACCUGAAUUUGAACCGCAGUGCUCUUGCCUGUUGCGUUGUCUACGACAUUCCAAAUGCUGUUGAAUACUCAUUUAUAGCAAAGGCAUGGGCUUUUUCCAUGGCACGGUUGAGUCUGAGCUCACUCUCUCCGACAUCCGAGCCGGAGCUCCAGACAAUGAUAUCAUCAGCAAAAAUUCCGAUUUCACAGUGUUUAGCUAAUUCUUUUUCAAUGCCAGUAAUGUACAGAGAAAACAGGACGGGACUCAACACUGAUCCCUGA
This is a messenger RNA of Uloborus diversus, 1875 nucleotides long. Its product is annotated as kelch-like protein 10. Gene Ontology annotation, molecular function: protein binding. The transcript is spliced from 8 exons. The coding region runs from base 1 to 1875 and encodes 624 amino acids. Lineage: Eukaryota; Metazoa; Arthropoda; Arachnida; Araneae; Uloboridae. The record is from RefSeq and is a predicted model, not a curated record.